AUGAGCUCAUUCCGGAAGUGUCAUGGCGCCGUGCAGCAUGCAGUGUCAGAGAUAGUAGUAGUACCAAAAACAAACAGUGUUUUUUAGCACUUUCAAAUGACUAGUGUAAGACCCCUGGAGUUAUUUCAUCAUUCAUAUAUCUGAGGAAUCGUAAGAUGGCAGAUCCAGGCUCCGGGGAGGCCAGUGGUCAGCGGCCGCCGGCCCCUGGAGGAAGCGGGAGAGGGCUCCUGACGGGGCGUAGACUGCCAGCUGCCAUCUCUCCUGGCCGCCUGCCCACAAUGCGUUCCAGAGACCUCACCUUGGGAGGGGUGAAGAAGAAAACAUUUACUCCAAAUAUUAUCGGCAGAAAAGCCAAAGAUGAAACAAAAGGUGAAAGUGCGCAGAGAAGAGAGAGGAAGGACGCAGAUCGAGGUGGCCGAGGUCAGAGAGACAGAGGCCGAGGCCGAGGGCGCCCAGAGAUGAUCCAGUCACACUCAAUCUUUGAACAGGGACCUGCAGAUAUGAUGAUGAAAAAGAGAGGUAGCUAUGAAAGUGAGAGAGACGCCCCAAGUGUGGGUCCCUCACCCAUCAUCAACAUCAAAAAGGAGAAGAGAGAGACAGAAGAGGAAACCAAAGAAAUCCUGCGCAAACUUGAGCGAGAUAAUAUUAUAGAUGAUCCUUAUUUGAGGAGUGAAGAGAGAAGCUGCCCUGUGCAGCUUCCUCUCGCAGUAUCAGGAUGGGGAUUCAAGGAAGAAUUCGGUAAUGCUGCUGUUAAAGUUGAGAAGGUAGAGGAAGACGCUGAAGCCAUGGGACAUGCAAUUGAAGUUAAACAGGAGCCAGAGGAAGCAGAAAUAAAGAAAGUGGAGGCUUCUUUCAAGCCUCCUCCCCUUCCUGAGCCUGAUGUUCUGCCUGAGCUCCUGCAUAGAUGGAGUCUGAGCAAAGGGGAGGAGCUGUUCUUCAUGCAGCUGCCCGACUCCCUGCCUGGCCAGCCCCCCACUAUAGAGGCCAGGCCAGUGAAGACAGAAGUGCAGUCAGCGGAUGGACAGUCUGUGCUACUGAAAACAGAGCCUCAGGAAGAGCAAAUUGAGGACAACGUCUGCAGUCUGAAGGAUCUGCGGGAGGGUCUUGUAGGGAAGAUGCUGGUGCGGAAGUCGGGCCGUGUGCAGCUCAUUCUGGGGCAUGUGACACUUGAUGUGUCGCUGGGAACGUCAUGCGCUUUUCUCCAGGAGCUGGUGUCAAUUGGGACAGAGGGCCGAACGGGUGAUUUGACUGUUUUAGGACACAUCAAACACAAAAUGGUUUGCUCCCCAGACUUUGAGGCGCUCCUGGAGGGCAGCACUUGAUCAUUAAAAACAGGGCCUUAAAUUUACAGAUGUAUUCAGACUUAGUAGGUUGUAGUGUACGAUUUUGGAGGCCUCGCACAGCAACAAGCCAAUCGCUGCUACUGUGGACUGUCCCAAAGGAACCAGACAUCCAAACCAAGUGUGGUGGCUGUGUGCUCUCCGGCAUAGUUUCUUGAAAGUGACUCUAAUAACCUAUUAAAAUAUAUUAAUUUGAAGUAAGGCUAUUUGUUUACAGUUUUGUAUUUUCUUUUUUUUUUCUGGAGUGGACAUUUUUUUCAGGCUCAGGAAAUGCCAUCAAAGAUUCAAUGCUGUGCCAAGUUUCAGUACUGUUUCCUGUUCUCUCUCUCUCUCUCUGGAAUAAUCUCUGCAAUGUAAAGACACUUGAAAACACUGUUGAUGUAAAUGUGUGAAUAAAUUAGAUUAUUUGAGUGCA
This is a messenger RNA of Myripristis murdjan (pinecone soldierfish), 1755 nucleotides long. RefSeq names its product polymerase (RNA) III (DNA directed) polypeptide D (gene polr3d). Gene Ontology annotation, molecular function: DNA binding. The transcript has 9 exons. Gene Ontology annotation, cellular component: RNA polymerase III complex. The record is from RefSeq and is a predicted model, not a curated record. Gene Ontology annotation, biological process: tRNA transcription by RNA polymerase III. NCBI's taxonomy places the organism in Eukaryota, Metazoa, Chordata, Actinopteri, Holocentriformes, Holocentridae. Bases 156 to 1322 code for a protein of 388 amino acids.